Rhinichthys klamathensis goyatoka is the source of this 3255-nucleotide messenger RNA. It is a transcript of the gene klb, whose product is annotated as klotho beta. The transcript has 6 exons. The record is from RefSeq and is a predicted model, not a curated record. Bases 262 to 3255 code for a protein of 997 amino acids. Gene Ontology annotation, molecular function: fibroblast growth factor receptor binding; hydrolase activity, hydrolyzing O-glycosyl compounds; fibroblast growth factor binding. NCBI's taxonomy places the organism in Eukaryota, Metazoa, Chordata, Actinopteri, Cypriniformes, Leuciscidae. Gene Ontology annotation, biological process: carbohydrate metabolic process; fibroblast growth factor receptor signaling pathway.
GGCCAGAUUGAGAGAUGGGUGGAAACACGUGACAUACACACACACCAACCACCAGCCCGACGCCGUCAUCUUUCUGACACGAGCGCUGUAAGUCAUGAGAGGAUCAGAGUUCAUGUUAAUCAUUGAUCCGAGGUCCGUCUUCCUGCACUCCGAGAUCUCCGGUGUUUACGCACGGAUCUCAAUGCGCUUCACCUUCACUCUCCCCAACGAUGCUUUUCUUCAGUUCUCCGGCUGCAUUCAUGCUCCGAUAGUUUGCUCAGGAUGUUGCGAGUCUCAUCCGUGUGUCUCUCUUUAAUCCCAGCGCUGGUUUUGUGUGGUGUGGAUCAUAAAGCGUCCCAGCUGUGGCUCCAGCCCCUGAACCAGACGUUCCUGCAGACGGGAGCGUUUCCCAGCGAGUUUCUCUGGGGCGUCGGGACCUCGGCGUUCCCGACUGAAGGAUCCUGGGAUGCGGAUGGGAAGGGCGAGUCCGUGUGGGAUCGUUUCACACAUCAUCCCCGCACCAGUGAUAGUUAUCUCCGAUGGGAAGAGGAUUUGAAGUCAGUUCAGGAUUUGGGAGUGAACUUCUACUCCUUUUCUCUCUCCUGGACUCGUCUUUUCCCGAAUGGAGACGCGACGGAGAAUCCCAACCCGGCCGGAGUGGAGCAUUACCGGCGCUUGAUCGGCCGGUUAAAGGAGCUCCAGGUUGAGCCGGUGGUGACUCUGUUCCACUGGGAUUUUCCGCAGGUCCUGCAGGAGCGUUUGGGAGGCUGGUUAAACCGGAGCAUGGUGGACGUUUUCGCCGAUUACGCCUCGUUUUGUUUCCGGACGUUUGGCGGAGAGAUUCGCUACUGGAUCACGAUGCAUAACCCGUUCCUCCUGGCCGUACAGGGGUACGGGACGGGGGCUCACGCUCCAGGGGUCACCGGGGGUCGCGCCGACCCCUUCAUCGCGGCACACAACCUCAUCAGGGCUCAUGCUAAAGCGUGGCACGUUUACGACCAACACUUCAGACCUCUUCAGAACGGUAAAGUCUCCAUCACUCUCGGCUCCCAUUGGGUGGAGCCUCAUGAAGGCAAGGCCUCGCCAGCCAAUCUGGAGCUCUGUCAGAAGUCCAUGGAGGCUGUGAUUGGCUGGUUCGCAGAGCCCAUAUAUGGAAGUGGAGAUUACCCAGAGUCCCUGAAGGUCUCGAACCGCGGCGUGAUCCCAGAGUUCACUCCACAACAGAAGCUCUCAGUGAAGGGAACCGCUGACUUCUUCUCUCUGGCCUUCGGGUCGGAGACCCUGCGGGUGGACCGCGGACUGGCCCGGUUCGGGCAGACGGUGACCCUUGACCUGAGGAGUGUUCUGGUGUGGGUGCGGCUCAUGUACGGUGACCCGCAGGUGCUGGUGGCCGAGAGCGGGUGGUUCUCGGACGCUUCUGUCGGAGUCGAGGACACGGUGGCCAUUUAUAUGAUGAAGAUGUUCAUCAUUCAAGUCAUGCAAGCCGUGUCCGUGGACGGAGUGAGUGUGUUCGGAUACACAGCCUGGAGUCUGGUGGACGGGUUCGAGUGGAAUCACGGAUACGGCAUGAGGAGGGGACUGUUCUACAUCGACUUCAGUCAACCCGAGCGCCACAGGAUCCCGAAGACCAGCGCUCACUUCUACCGGCGACUGAUCCGGGACAACGGGCUCCCGGCCGACAGCCCGCCUCACACCGAGGGCCGAUUCCCCUGCGACUUCCAGUUCGGUGUGUCGGAAUCAAUAUUACAGGUUCACCUGCACCCGUUCUCGCCCCAGUUCACGGAUCCGCACCUGUACCGCUGGAACUACUCCGGCGACAGCGCUCUCAAACCCGUGACGGGGAUCGAGCUUCGCAACCGGGCCGCCCAGUGCACCGACUUCAUCUACAUCCAGCGCCACCUGGUUCUCCUCGGGGUCACGGGGUCGUCCCACUACCGGUUCGCCCUGGACUGGACCCAGCUCAUGCCCAGCGCCGACCCGUCGUCUGUGGACCCGGAGAAGGUUCGGUUCUACAGGUGUGUGUUGAGCGAGCUCGUCCGUAGAGGAAUCCAGCCGGUCGUGACCCUGUAUCAUCCCAGCUACCGGUCGCAAUCGCUGGGAAUGCCUGAACCGCUACAUGCUAACGGCGGAUGGAGGAACCACAGCGCCGUCGAGGCCUUCGCUAACUACGCUACGUUCUGUUACCAGGAAUUCGGUGGGUUUGUACAGACGUGGAUCACUAUUAAUGAGCCGAACCGGUUAGUGGAAGCGUACGACGGGACGGCGGAGGACAGGCGGGUGGUAGCGCGUCACUUGCUACUAGCGCAUGCUAAAGCAUGGCGCGUUUACGAUACGCGGUUUCGCCGCCAGCAGGGGGCGACGGUUAGUUUCGCGCUUCAUGCUGAUUGGGCCGAACCGGCCAAUCCGUUCGUAGAAUCGCAUGAAGCUGCACGGCAGGAUUUUUUGUCGUUCGAACUGGGCCGUUUUCUCGACCCCGUGUUUGAGGGGCGUGGCAACACUCUGAUUGGCUUCACCGAUGACGAGAGGGAGGAGCUUAAAGGGACGCUGGAUUUCAUCGCUCUGAAUCACUUCACGACACGUCUGGUGUCACCGUUGCACAAACCUUCACCACGAAACCCAAACCCACCCAAACCGGCGAACCAGGACCACGGCUACUCGCUGAUGACCGACGACACCUGGCCGGCGUCACACCUGGGACAGGCGCUCGUGCCCUGGGGUCUCCGCAGGGUGCUGGGGUGGGUGAAGGAUCGCUAUGGCGACGGCCUGCCCAUCAUCAUCACAGCGUCAGGGGUGGAUGAUCAAGCAUCCCAUAAUGACCAGCUGAGACAGCGCUAUAUCAGGGACUACCUGCAGGAGGCGCUGAAAGCCCGUGAGUUGGACGGGGUCAAUCUACAAGGCUUUUAUAUCUGGAAGCUCCAGGAUCAUCACGAUCAUCAGUUCGGUCUCUUCACCUCCGCCGCUCACCACUCUCGACCCAAAGCGUCCGUCGGCCUUUACCGUGACAUCAUCACCCGCCGCGGCUUUCCGUCCGCCGCUGACCUCCAACCUUUCACCUGCCAGGUCACGGACACCCAGACGACCUGUGAACUCUGCACACACAUCGCAGAGAACAAACCGCUGCUGUUCUUCAGCGCGUGUGUGUCCGUCGGCGUGUCGAUGCUCAGCGCGCUCAUCAUCAUCUCUGUGCUGAGGAAGAGGAGGAUGAGGAAGAGAGCGGUUCACGUCGGGCCGCAGAGGUUCAGGGUCGCACACAGAACCGGCCACUUGCAUCAUUAA